Fomitiporia mediterranea MF3/22 is the source of this 261-nucleotide messenger RNA. Its product is annotated as hydrophobin-315. Gene Ontology annotation, cellular component: fungal-type cell wall. Gene Ontology annotation, molecular function: structural constituent of cell wall. The transcript has 3 exons. The annotation marks the transcript as partial. The record is from RefSeq and is a predicted model, not a curated record. Lineage: Eukaryota; Fungi; Basidiomycota; Agaricomycetes; Hymenochaetales; Hymenochaetaceae.
CCUGCAAGCCAAUGCAACACUGGCCCUAUCCAGUGCUGCAACUCUGUUACAUCCCCCGAUGACCCUGCCGCUUCGACGCUUCUCGGCCUCUUGGGUGUCGUUGUUCAGGGCGUUGACGUCCUCGUUGGAAUCACCUGCAGCCCAAUCAGCGUCAUUGGUGUUGGAGGCAAUAGUUGCAACGCUCAGCCUGUCUGUUGCGAGAACAACAGUUUCAACGGUUUGAUCGCGAUUGGUUGCGUUCCGGUCAACAUCAACCUUUAA